Molecule: messenger RNA, 799 nt
Organism: Culex quinquefasciatus (southern house mosquito)
Lineage: Eukaryota; Metazoa; Arthropoda; Insecta; Diptera; Culicidae
Exons: 4
Coding region: 483-647 (54 amino acids)
Source: RefSeq, a predicted model, not a curated record
GUGAGCAGUGAGUCGUGAGCAGGGGAACCACCGACGACGUUGUACUAUCGAUCGAACCGUAGGAAUGCGGAGGAAAAGUGGCUCCGAAGCUCUUUUGACGGUGUCUGGAUCGCUGAGUUUGGAUUAGUUGGGCGGAGAAUCGUCUACGGUUCUCGUGGAAGCGUUGGUGAAGAUCGUAAGAGUGAAAUUUGGCCAGGAUCAGGUCGGAUAACUGGCUGGCCGAAUUUUCUUUCUUUCGGGCGAAUGAGUGAGUGUGUGUAUUCUGGAGGAGGCUGGAGCAGGAAGAACCGUAGCAAUCGAGAAUCAUUUCUGUAGAGCAGGAUUGUAGAAAAAGUGAUCAAAUUAUAACAAAUAUAAAACUAAAUCAAGUGAGAUAAAGUGAGUGCGUACCACAUCGUUGCACGACGUCGUGUGGGCUAGUAACGGAUUAACCUUUAAACAAACAUACACACACAGAGAGAGCAAAUCUCAAAAGCAUCAAGAUGGGUGCCAAAGGUAGCGUUGAGGCUGCCAAAAUGAACUCCGACAACUGGGGCCCGUUCGAGCGUGGCAGCAGCCGGCACUACAGCCACCGACACAACCAGCGGUCCCAGUCGCUGAACCGAGGCCAAGCACUAUCACGGGCCGAUGUGAGUGGGAUGUGGUGACAGCAAGGAACCUCAGGAGGACAGGCUGGAUGCCCAAGUUGCGCAAUGGGUAACAAACUAAGCUGUUCUUGUGCGCCGCUAAUACGUAAAGCAUAUCGGUAUGAAGAUUCGCCGUGGCAAGCAUCGCGUAGACGGGACGGUCAUCUCCUGAG